CGCCUAGUAUCUACUAGGCACAAACAAUUUGGCGCCCAGCUUGGGGCUAGGAGCAGAGCGCUUAAAUCGAAAGAUGGAAGGGAACUUCAGAACUCCGGUAAAAGACGUCAUUGGCGGGGAGAACAUCAGAGGUUUGGAAAUGCCGACGGUUGAGGAGGAAAAGGAUAUGGAAGAGCGCGUGAGAGAUCAGGGGCAGCAGAUCACCAGUAUGCAAGAAAGUUUGAGUCAGAUCCUCACCAUGCUCAAAACAAGAGACGAGCCCGAAAGUUCUAAGAUGCGAGGCGGAAAGGGCAAGGGGGUAGACCGAGAGAUGCCCCCCAGCCCCCCUCGCACGGAAGACGAAGAGUCAGACAGGGAAGAAGAGGCUGACGGCGUCCACCUGGACCUCCUCGAAGAACAUCUGCGGCCCUGCUACGGGAAGCCUAAAGGUUACAACGUUCUGCACAACCCUCUGGCGAAGAGUCUUUUCAAGACGCAGGUUCCAUCAAACUUCUCGUCGCUCGGUCUACCUGCAUACACAGGAAACUCCGACCCGUCGGACCACUUGAGCGCCUUCAUGCUCAAGAUGCAAUUGAUCAACGCCUCAGACGCUGAUCUGUGCAAGGCGUUUCCAGUCACUUUUGGGGGGCAGUGCCGAAGCUGGUACGCGUCGCUACCAGCCGGGAUAAUCGAGAAUUUUGAGCAGUUCGCCACCCUUUUCUCGCUGAAGUUCGCGUCUCAGCGAAGAAGGCAGCUCACGGUUUCCGCCCUCAUCAACUGCAAGCAAGGAGAAGAAGAAACCUUGGCAGACUUCUACGACCGGUGGAACACGAUAGCCUGUGAAGUGCAGGAUGUCUCAACCAGUGUGGCCGCCAAAAACCUGAGAAUGUCGACGCACAGCAGGGAACUAAAAAGGUCACUCAUCAAGAAGGAGCACAACAUCAAGUCUUGGCAAGAUUUAGGCCGCGUGGUACGGAAAGCCAUAUUCUUGGAAGAAGCGCUCAACGCCGAGGAGGGCGCGAAAGGAGGCCCAACGCCAUCGGGCAAGGCAGAUAAAGGAAGGAACGGGUCGCCAAAGCGAAGGGGGCGCACGCCCGAGCGGCGAAACUACAAACCCAGGUACAAUAACAGAGACGGAAGACGGGAAGUAUUCGCGUCAGAAAAGGAGGACGACGGGCGCCGUGAGGAGAGCAAAGCUCGAGAGACGCGUCCUCGCCAAAGGAGGGAAGAAGACCAAAAAUGGUGCGACUGGCACCAGCUGCCGACUCACGACACCACUGAGUGCCGCGAGUUCAAAGCCAGCCUCAAAUACCUGGCACCGGGAGACCUGAAAAGCCGCCUGGACACACGGGGGCAUCACAGGGAGAGAGCUGAUGAAAAGAAUAGGUCACCCAGCCCGAGGAGAAGGUCCCGCACGCCCAGACGUCGGAGAUCCAGGUCGCCAAGGAGGGAGCGAACGCCCCGCCGGGAGCGCUUGCCCCCACCACCGCCCAGGCACGCCCCUCCUCAUCGGCACCCGCCUCGAGAGGAAGAGGAAGGGGUCGAGAUAAUCACCAUCGCCGGAGGACACAAGCGCCCUCGAACUGAAGGAGACCGCUUGGUACAAUGCAUGAACGUGAACAAGAAAGAACAAGUCGAGAUCAGUUUCACGCCCUCAGAGCUGGCUCCCGAGGAAUGCGGAGAAGAUCCGUUGGUCAUUUCUUUCCGCACAAAGAAGUUCAAAGUCACCCGAGCCUUGGUCGACAACGGAAGUUCGGCAGACAUCCUUUUCUACUCCACGCUCAAGAGCAUGAAAAAGGGGUUACAAGACCUCAAGCCAUCCACGACUAGUCUAGUGGGUUUCUCCGGAUCCAAGGUCAGGGUUCUGGGCUCCAUCACCCUCCAGGUGACGAUCGGGAGUCCGGAGGUGACGAAGACGCGCCUUAUGGACUUCCACGUAGCGGACUGCCCCUCCGCCUACAAUGCCAUACUGGGGCGCGGUUUCCUGUCAGGCUUCUCAGCGGUCCCCUCUACCUGCCAUCAGAUGCUUAAGUUUCCCGCCAGGGGCAGGAUAGGGCGCGUCCUUGGUGACUCCCAGCAAGCCAAAGAGUGCUACCAAGCAACCAUCAGGAACUUGGAGGUCGAUCAAGUGGACACAAGAGGAAGUCAUCCACGCCCCGAAGCGGCCGAGGAAGACGUCGCGGUCGUUCUAGACGACGACGAGCCAGAAAAGAAGGUUAGGAUCGCAGCUCACCUGGCGGAGGAGCAGGCGAGGAAGCUCUUAUCUCUCUUAAAAGAGUUCAAGGAUCUAUUCGCGUGGACGUCGGAGGACAUGCCGGGCGUCCCGCGAGAGUUAGCCGAGCACUCCCUAUCAGUCAAAAGCAAGGCGCGGCCCGUGCAACAAAGGAGGAGAAACACCUCCCUCGAUAAGCAGAUGGCGUUAGAGGACGAGGUGAAGCGCUUGCUGAAGGCAGGGUUCAUCAGGGAAGUGAAGUACCCAACGUGGCUGGCCAACCCUGUCUUCGUGCGAAAGGCGUCUGGCCUUUGGCGGAUGUGCAUCGAUUUCACGAGCCUCAACGCAGCCUGUCCCAAGGACGCGUAUCCCCUCCCCAGAAUUGACCAGCUGAUCGACGCGACCGCAAAUCAUGAAACGUUAAGUUUCCUGGACAUGUUCUCAGGCUACCACCAGAUACGCCUGUCAGAGGAAGACCAAGAGAAGACCGUGUUCAUGACACACAUGGGCAACUUCUGCUACAUGGUCAUGCCUUUUGGCCUAAAGAACGCGGGCGCAACGUACCAGAGGAUGAUCGAUACGGUGUUCCAGAAGCAGCUGGGCCGAAACGUGGAAGCCUAUGUCAAUGACGUCCUGGUCAAAAGCAAGAAAGGGGCCGAUCAUUUGGCCGAUCUACGGGAAACGUUCGAAACGCUCCGAAGAGAACGCCUCCGACUGAAUCCGCUGAAAUGCGUGUUCGGAGCGAAGGCGGGAAAAUUUUUAGGGUUCAUGAUCACUAACAGGGGCAUAGAAGCAAACCCAAAGCAGAUCGAAGCAAUCCUCAGCCUGAAGCCGCCCCGCACGGUGAAAGAAAUACAAGCAUUCAACGGAAAGAUGGCCGCCCUGAGCCGCUUUAUUCCGCGGUCGGCAGACAAGUGCUCACCUUUUUUCCAAAUGCUGAAGAAAUCCGCAUCUCGCCUGCAAUGGGGACCGGAGUGCGAUAAAGCCUUUUUCCAAUUGACGGAACAGCUAGCCUCACCUCCCGUCCUCAGCGCCCCCCUACAGUCCGAGCCCCUAUAUCUGUACCUAGCGGUCUCUGAUCAUGCAGUCAGCUCCGCUCCGGUAAGGAGGGACGCCGAUGGUACAGACCGUCCCGUGUACUAUGUCAGCAAAGCCCUUCUUCCAGCUGAGAGACGAUAUAUGCCAAUUGAAAGGGCGGUCCUGGCGGUCAUAUCAGCGGCAAGAAAGCUGCGCCCUUACUUCCAGGGGCACCCAAUCACCGUCCUGUCCAACCUUCCUUUGAGGAAGAUUCUCAGGAGCUUGGACGCAUCAGGAAGGAUGACUAAAUGGGCAGUCGAACUCAGCGAGUACGACAUCACGUAUGCCCCUCGCCCUUCCAUAAAGGGACAGGUGCUGGCGGACUUCGUAGCGGAAGGUUUUAGCCUCGACGCGGCCGAGGCAGAGGGGAAGGUUGAAGUGUGGCGCCUGUUCGUGGACGGAGCUGCCGGGAAAGGAGGAUCAGGUGCUGGAAUUGUGCUCGAGUCGCCUCGAGGAGUCAUACAUGAGUUCUCUCACAGAUUCCAAGAACUGAAAACCAACAAUGUUGCGGAGUACGAGGCCCUCUUAAGCGGUCUCAGAAUCGCCAUGGGAAUGGGCGCCACCCGCCUACACAUCUCCUCUGACUCUCUGUUGGUAGUCAAUCAGGUCCUGGAAAACUACGAAGCUAAAGAGGAAGCGCUAGCGAAGUUAGCCGACGAAGUCAGAGGCGUUCUUGCGCAGUUGGAAGAGUGGAAGCUAGAACAUGUAAAGCGAGAGGACAACCAUCACGCGGACGCCUUAUCCAAGCUGGCCACGGCUAUGGACUUCGAAGGAGACCGUCAAGUCACCAUUACCAAGGAGGCCCCGCCCAACGAGGGGGUGAUGGCCAUCGAGGAAGGGGCGGCCGACUGGCGCUCCCCUAUUGUCGAAUACCUACAAGCUGACGUCCUGCCAAGCGAUGAGGCCCAGGCAAAGCUGAUCAAGCGGAAGGCCGCCCAUUACAGCAUGGUGGGAGGGCAGUUACACAAGAGGUCCUUCUCAGGCGCCUACCUGAAGUGCUUGAGCCCUGCAGAGGCAGAAUGGAUCAUCAAGGAGAUACACCAAGGCACAUGCACCUCGCAUGCUGGCCCGAGAGGCCUUGAGAAGACCAUCCUGCUACAAGGCUACUACUGGCCAACGGUGAAAAAGGAUGCUGAAAAGGCGGUCCGCGCGUGUCACGAAUGCCAAAUCCACGCCAGCAAGCAACAUCUGCCCAGCGCGGAACUAAGGAGCAUAACAAGCCCGUGGCCAUUCGCACAAUGGGGGUUGGACCUGCUGGGUCCCUUUCCAACCGCCCCCUUGGGCAAGAAAUAUCUGGUGGUGGCGGUCGACUACUUCACAAAAUGGAUGGAGGCCGAGCCGUUGGAUACGAUUACCAGCGCCAAGAUCCAGAAGUUUCUCUUCAACAACAUAAUGAUCAGGUUUGGUACUCCCCAUACAAUCAUUACUGACCAUGGGACACAGUUCGAUUGCAGGCCGUUCGAAAAUUUCUGCGCCAGGAACCGCAUCACAUGCAGAAUGGCCUCAGUCGCAUUCCCGCAAGCCAAUGGGCAGGUGGAGUCGUCCAACAAACUCAUCCUCAGAGGUCUGAAAAGGAGGCUCAAGGAAGCCAAAGGAGGGUGGACCGCCGAGUUGCCACACGUGCUCUGGGCGCACCGGACAAACUACAAGAGAGCAACCGGGGAGACUCCAUUCGCCCUGACGUAUGGCUCCGAAGCAGUUGCUCCCACUGAGGUUAUUCUGCCCUCCCUAAGGGUCCAGACGUACGACCCCGAGGAAAACCACAGAAAGCUCCUCCACCAGCUGGACAUGAUAGAAGCAAGAAGAGACGCGGCCUUGGUACGAACCAUCCAAGAAAAGCUCAAGGUGGCCAAAAUCUACAACGAGAAGGUAAAGCCUCGACCGCUUGAAGAGGGAGAUAUGGUACUCAAGAGGAAUUUCGAACAGAAAGAGGGGCACGGCAAGCUAGCCGCCAUCUGGGAAGGACCGUUCCUGGUAGCAGAGAAGAUAGGGACCGCCACGUAUGUGCUGGCUACUAUGGAGGGGCAGCCUGUGGCCAAGACUUGGAACGCCAUCCACCUAAGGAAGUACCAUAGCGAGUAGGAACGAGUUAUCCGUAGGAAUUUUGUAAGAAGUCAAUGCCGCGGUCAAACGCGCUUUUAUGAUAGUGGUAGUCCACACUCCUGUCAGUGACUUCAGUAAUUCAAGUCGCCGCUGAGCGAUAGGUUUUCAUGUUGUUAACAUAAGUUAUCCCCAUAACUCUCGGCUAGCACCGCCGCUAACUACGACGCCAUAUUAGAGCUGAAACGCCCCAGAGCAGUAGCUACACACUGUACAUACACGCUUUACAAACUCUGCGCGCUUCUCAAGGUAAUUGCGGUCCGCGCGUGCCACACGGCCAGCUAAGUUCGUAACUUGAACAAUAGGGGUACAAACACCCAACCCGAACGAGAGCUAUGUCAUCGAGUAAUGGGAUAACAUAGCAUUUUACGAAAUUGCGCAAGUAAAAUCCAACUUCGCAAAUUUGGAAGCCGCCUUCGUGCAACAGGAGGCGCCUACCUCGAAGAGGACGUCUCACCCGUCACAAAAAAGGAGUGAAAGUCAAGGCAACCGAAACCGCAAAUAAAGGUCCUAAACACUC
Linum trigynum is the source of this 5888-nucleotide messenger RNA. The record is from the annotation of a GenBank genome assembly. Lineage: Eukaryota; Viridiplantae; Streptophyta; Magnoliopsida; Malpighiales; Linaceae.